CCAGCAGCCUGACAGCCCGGCUUCCCGCUGGGUGGAUCUGCAACUCCAGGAGGGAAUGGCACUUCUUGUUUUUAAUUAGCAAAGGGGAAAGGUGAAUUAAAACUAGCUGUUUGGCAAGUCAGAGCAAGGGGCUGAGUUCUGAAGAGCACUGAGGAGGAGGGUGCUUGCCUUUUUUUUUUUUUUCUCCUUUUCCUUCCCUCCCUCUUCUGAAUGAAUUGCCUCGCAGGAGGGACCGAAAAUACAGCUUCUUCCUGAAUCCACUGGCAGAGUUACUAAAGAGAGCUCAAGACACAACACUGCAGAGUAACGCUCUGGAAUGUCCUCGCUCUUUAUAAACAAUUGUCCUAGGGAGAGAAUAUUUUUACAUGACAUUUGCACAGCUUGACAAAUGGCUAGCUGAGUCUGAGCGCUUCUCUGAUGAACGGUGAAUUUCCCAUAGAGAUAUCCCACAAACUGAUAAAAGAGAGAGAGCUAACUGCACUGGGAAAGUAGAAGGGGAACUUGGAGCCUUAAAACACCCCACCAAAAACAAUUAACAAACAGCAGCAAAGUGAAGAGUGCAAGAAUUUGAUCCUGGGCAGGAUGGCAUCUGCCCAGGACUUUUUAUUCCUGGCACUAUAUGGCUUGUUACUAGAGUUACCGACUGGAUGUCAUGCAACAGAUACGAGGCAGCCAAGGUUACGUCUGUCACAUAAAGAGCUCUGGGAUUUAAACAGGACGUCAGUCUUUCACAGCCCGUUUGGAUACCUUGGACUUCAUGCAAUGCUGCUAGAUGAGUAUCAGGAGCGACUCUUCGUGGGAGGAAGAGACCUUUUGUAUUCCCUCAGUUUGGAUCGAGUCAGUGACAACUACAGAGAGAUCCACUGGCCUAGUACACCUCUGCAGACAGAAGAAUGCAUAAUUAAAGGAAGAGAUGCCGAUGAAUGUGCAAAUUACAUCCGUGUCCUUCAUCGGUACAACAGAACACAUCUCCUUGCUUGUGGAACAGGAGCUUUUGAUCCGCUUUGUACUUUUAUUAGAGCUGGACACCCAUCAGAGGAUCAUCUGUUUCAGCUGGAAUCGCACAAAUUUGAGAGAGGACGAGGAAGGUGCCCCUUUGACCCCAGUUCUUCCUUCACCUCCAUCUUAAUUGGUGUUGAACUUUUUACUGGCCUCUACAGUGACUACUGGGGAAGAGAUGCUGCUCUGUUUCGCACUAUGAAUCGCAUGGCCCAUCUCCGAACUGAACCUGAUAGUGAGCGCCUGUUGAAAGAACCAAAAUUUGUUGGCUCUUACAUGAUUCCUGACAAUGAAGACCACGAUGAUAACAAAGUAUAUUUCUUCUUUACUGAGAAAGCAUUAGAGGCCGAGACAAGCACUCAUGCCAUAUAUACCAGAGUGGGACGUGUAUGUGCGAAUGAUAUGGGAGGCCAACGGAUGCUUGUGAAUAAAUGGAGCACUUUCCUCAAAACCAGGCUAGUUUGCUCUGUGCCGGGGAGAAAUGGAAUUGAUACACAUUUUGAUGAAUUAGAGGAUGUAUUUUUGCUGCAAACUCGUGAUAACAAAAAUCCAGUGAUAUUUGGCCUCUUCAACACUACAAGCAAUAUAUUUAGAGGAUAUGCUAUAUGUGUUUACCACAUGGCAAGUGUCCGAGCAGCUUUUAAUGGACCAUAUGCUCACAAAGAAGGACCAGAAUACCACUGGGCUCUGUAUGAAGGAAAAGUACCUUAUCCUAGACCUGGUUCAUGUGCCAGCAAGGUGAAUGGUGGUCUGUACACUACCACAAAAGACUACCCUGAUGAAGCUGUCCAUUUUGCUAGAAGUCAUCCCCUCAUGUAUCAGCCCAUCAGGCCUGUUCAUAAGAGACCAAUACUAGUUAAAACAGAUGGAAAAUAUAAUCUUAAGCAAAUAGCUGUGGACAGAGUGGAAGCUGAAGAUGGACAAUAUGAUGUUUUAUUCAUUGGCACAGAUAAUGGAAUUGUACUGAAAGUCAUUACCAUUUACAACCAAGAGACAGAAUCAAUGGAAGAAGUGAUUCUUGAAGAGCUGCAAGUAUUCAAGGUACCAGUUCCUAUUAUUUCUAUGGAAAUCUCUUCCAAAAGGCAACAGCUCUAUGUUGGAUCUGAGUCAGUCAUAGCACAAGUGAAGUUCCACCAGUGUGACAUGUAUGGCACUGCCUGCGCAGACUGCUGCCUGGCUCGAGAUCCAUACUGUGCUUGGGAUGGUAUCUCCUGCUCCCGGUACUAUCCCACAGGAAUGCAGGCAAAGAGACGUUUCCGCAGACAAGAUGUUCGACAUGGAAACGCAGCACAGCAGUGCUUUGGCCAACAAUUCAUUGGUGAAGUUCUGGAGAAGACAGAGGAGAGACUUGUUUAUGGAAUAGAGUACAACAGCACCCUUCUGGAGUGCACCCCUCGGACCCUACAAGCAAAAGUAAUCUGGCUUGUCCAGCGAGCACAUGAAACUAAGAAAGAAGAGGUGAAGACAGAUGAUAGAAUAAUCAAAAUGGACCUUGGGCUCUUGUUCCUGAAGCUGCAUCGUCUGGAUGCAGGGAUCUAUUUCUGUCAAACAGUGGAACACAGCAUUGUCCAUACUAUCAGGAAAAUCACUCUGGAGAUAGUUGAGGAAGAACGCAUAGAUGAAAUGUUCAAUAAAGACUACGAGGAAGAGAUACCUCACAAAAUGCCAUGCCCAAUGCAGAGCAGUAUACCUCAAGCAUCAAGACCAUGGUACAAGGAAUUCCUUCAGCUAAUAGGCUACAGCAACUUCCAGAGGGUGGAGGAAUACUGUGAAAAAGUGUGGUGCACAGAUAAGAAGAGAAAAAAGCUGAAAAUGUCUCCAUCAAAGUGGAAAUAUGCCAAUCCUCAGGAGAAGAAAGCAAGAAUCAGGUCAGAGCACUACCGGUUGCCCAGGAACAUAGCUGACUCUUGAUGGACGAAAUCCACCCAUCCAUUGUUUCUGGGGAAAAUUUUAUUGGACUUAAAUGAGAGGGAGAAAUAGGUCUUGGUUUUGGUGAAUGACACAGGUUUAUAUAUAUAUAUAAAAUACUGGGAUUGAAAGCAAAAAUGCUAUGGUAACUUAUACUGUACAUUCACGAUGACUGUUUGGAAGCAUUUUAAACAAAAUCUUCUUAAUUAUCUAAGUAGGUCAAUGCAGUCAGCAUUUGGCAUUAGGGAGGACACGACAAUCUUCAGAAUUUGAGUGCUUGAAUCAGUUUCCUGUGUGGACCUUGCUUGCACUGUAUAUUGUUGCACAUGAUGGUAUAUUUAACAAAUGCAAAUAGCAAGUGGAUGAAAACUGUAACACUUAUCUUUGUUUCACAAACUCUCAUGCUUCUGAGUGGCACCUCUUAAGAUCUUUCUUUUUGAUUGUGACUUGUCUGAGUGUAUCACUGAGAACAACGAGUUGUGUUAAUACAGUGGACGGCUGUUUCCAAAGGUAAUGAAGGAAAAUCCUAUUUCAUUCCCACCAUUUCUCUGUGUUAUCAGUCAUUCAUGAAGCGCAGUGUGCUCUCACAAGCUCAGUAAUUUUGCCUGGUAACUUGAUGUAAGUAAAAUGCAUGCUGAGAACACAAACAUAAUUGAAUUCUUUGACUUAUCUAUAUAAAAGAAACUUGGAAUGAUGAUUUAGCUAAAAACCGAAUCUUUUUUUUUUUCCUAGCGAUGACCAUUGUCUUAGCAAUGACAAGUAUUGAGAGAGUGCCCUCUUGUGGCUAAACGAAGCAAAAUCCAACGUUCUCAUCCAUUCUCGCAAAAUAAUGCCCAGAUCCACAGCUGGUUUGCUUUCAGCACACGCUUCCAGACUCAGUGUGCUAAAUCCAGAGAUUUAAAAGGCAGUAUUGAAAGUCAUUUAUAUUGGAAAGAAAACAUUUAAAGCAAGGAAUGCUUUAUGCUGCUAACAUGCUUUUCAGGUAAAAUGCAGUCAUAAAAGUUAGGAUGUAGGUUAAAAAGAAGCACAGCACAAUGUCACUGUGUUUCUAUAUUUUCAGGGUCUGUUCCAGGUAAAAAAAUGUCUGAUAAGUGGUCUGGUCAGAAGGGUCGCUUUUCUGCUCUUGUGAGUGAUAUUGGGCGAGGAGAUCAAAGAAGUCACUUAAAUUCUAGGUCCUUUCAAGACUUACUAAAAAAAAAAAAAAAUCUUUCUUUAAGUACAAGUAACCAAAUACAGGGAAAUUAGCAUUUCACUGCUUGGGAAAUCUGAUGGUACAAUAUUAAUUGGAAAUUUAAAACAAGUCAAAGAAGUUGUAAGCACAAAGGUGUCACAAAGGAAUCACUCUUCAAAUGAAAAGGUGAUGCCAACAGGAGAAAUAGCCAAGGUGAUACAGACCUUGAGGCCACCAAAAAAUACAGCAGGAAUUCACCAAACCCAGAGGCUCAUGCUGAGCUUCAAUUUCUAAUCAGGAAACAUAAUUUAGACUUAGAGGGUAUUAACAGCCUGGAUAACAGAGGUUUGCUAGGUCUGUAAUAUUAACAGAUGCAGCAAUCGAUGCUAAAUCAAUGUUUUACGAACAGGCAAGAGGAUUCCAUAGCUGCUGGCUGAACUUGGUUGUCCUUUUACGUGACCAUUGACUACCCCAGUAUCUGAAAGGAACCUGUAGGCACAUUGUUAUCACUCAGAGUGUGAGGAAAACGGGCUUUCACCUUGUGUUGGUAUGACAGUAGAUAAUCUCUCUAUCAGCUAUCUGUGUUAAGGAAAUGGAUUUAUCUGAGGGUCUGCACUUUGUUUAGACAGAAUGCCUGUCUAAGAGAUGGGACUGGACACUGUGCACAGGCUUGCAUGAAUUCACACAGUUGCUAACUUUGAUGCGAUACAGGAGACUGGGUAGGUUCACUUUUCUGUGAUAGUCUAGUGGAAUUUAGUUGCAGUUAGGAUCCUCUGUCUGUUUAGUUAUAUGAAAAGUACUAUCACUGAUAGCUGUAGCAGAGGUAACACAAACUGCACAAGCAUCCCUGAUUUAAAUUUAAUUGCCUACACAAUUCUUACUGGCAUUCUUGAUGGGAAGUUGUUGAAAUCCUUUUCUGCUGAAUUAUGAUGUCCACUUCUUCUCAACAGCAAGGCAAGUUGUAUUUUACUACUUCUGAUUCAUUUGCUACAAUCUAGUGCCAAAUGCACCAUUAAUGGAGUAUUAGAAAAGAAUAACAGCAUCUCAGUCUGCUGGAACAAAUCUAACUUUGUGUAUCAUUUUCUGAGAUUUCAGGUGGAAAUCAUCUGAUAUUCAAAUCAGGAUUCCUGAUUUAAUACAAGGGUGUGGAUUUUUAGCUCCACAUCCCUUACAUAUGGAGAAGUUAGUUAAUUUUUUAUUUACUCUUUAAAAAUUAAAUUUCUUGCUCACACCUUGCUGCUUUCAGGGUUGCAAAGUCUGUGAGAAUUUGGUACUACAAGGUCUUGUUCAAAGAGUGCUAUGACAUUUAUGGAAGAAGUGAAAGAGUGACAAUGUAUUUUGGAAGGAUGAGCACAAAUGUGCUCGUUCACAGACAGUUAUUUAAAAUGCUUCUUUGUAUAUUGGGGGGGGCAUUGUCUGCUUCUUUCCAUUAUGAGUUUGAUGUAUUUUGUAUGUGCAUGAAGUCAUCAGAUUAUAAAUAUAAUUAAGACUCACA
Messenger RNA from Pogoniulus pusillus (Red-fronted tinkerbird), 5573 nucleotides. RefSeq names its product semaphorin 3E (gene SEMA3E). NCBI's taxonomy places the organism in Eukaryota, Metazoa, Chordata, Aves, Piciformes, Lybiidae. Gene Ontology annotation, molecular function: semaphorin receptor binding; chemorepellent activity. The transcript is spliced from 17 exons. The record is from RefSeq and is a predicted model, not a curated record. Gene Ontology annotation, cellular component: plasma membrane. Gene Ontology annotation, biological process: semaphorin-plexin signaling pathway; axon guidance; negative chemotaxis. The coding region runs from base 583 to 2910 and encodes 775 amino acids.